AUCCGACACAUUAACAGGCUCACCCAGGACCCUGCAACUGCGAGAGAGCGGGAGAGAAUCCUUCGACGAUGGACCCGAAUAGCGCGCACGCGGUGGCGAUGGCAGCGAUGGCGUCGCACCAUCAGCUGAAGCCGCCGGGGAUCCUCCACCCGGGUCCCCUUGGUCCGCCACCAGGGGUGAGCGGCCUCCCGCCUCCGGCAGUAGACCCCAUCUCACCGGUGAUGCAGCCUGGCCGUCGCGGCCCCCUCGAUCUCGAUCCUCAUCUUCACCACCAACAGCAGCAACUCGCCGGGUACUUCCCGAAUCCCUACCAGGAACCAAUCAAGACCAUCUUCAUCUCCGGUCUUCCAGACGACGUCAAGCCCCGGGAGAUCCACAACCUCUUCCGGCGCCGGUACGGCUUCGAGUCCUGCCAGCUCAAGUACACCGGCCGGGGCGACCAGGUUGUUGCAUUUGCGACAUUCUUCGACCAUCAAUCUGCAAUGGCAGCAAUGGAAGCAUUAAAUGGUACAAUUUUUGAUCCUCUUACUGGUGGAACAUUACAUAUUGAGCUUGCAAGGUCAAACUCACGAACUAAGCGUCCAAGAGGUAGUAGCGCCUACACAGUAAUUGAUAAGAGAAUUAAGGAUUCUAAGGGUGCUGAGGACGACUGGGGUAAUGAUGGAGAUGGCGGAUCUGAUGACCCAUCGAGCAUGAAUAACACUAGUUCCAGCAACAAGAGUGGUUUACCAUCAGCACAGAGUGGAGAAGCGACUGGUAAUCUUGCUAAUUUUCAGGACAAUUCAGCUACAGUUGCCGAUAAGCCUGCAUUAGGGGAAGCUGCACCUUGUUCUACGUUGUUUAUUGCAAAUCUUGGCCCAACUUGCACGGAGCAAGAACUUACUGCCGUCCUAUCAAAGUACCCGGGAUUCCAAGUCCUUAAGUUGCGGUCAAAAGGUGGAAUGCCUGUUGCUUUUGCUGAUUUCCAGGACGUAUCAUGUUCAACUGAGGCUCUAAGGUCGCUUCAGGGAUGUCUUCUUGCAUCUUCUGACCGUGGAGGAAUGCAUAUAGAAUAUGCCAAGUCAAAAAUGAGGAAAACCAGGUGAGCAGAAGCCAUUCUUACUUCUAAGGGGAGGUGUCCAAUUUCAGAAGCGCUGCCAGAAGCAAAACGUUGACAGAUUUGCGAUUUUGUAGCGAUUGUUAUUAGUGUAACUCGAAAGGGCUGACUGUAGAAAUUUUCCUAGAUUUUGUAUAUUUGAAUUUAACUGCUUUUGAGUCGGGAGUAUGCCAAAUGGAAGUUGCAGUUUAAUGGUAAUCAUGGCUAUUCGGAUUUGUUGUAA
Messenger RNA from Nymphaea colorata (pocket water lily), 1319 nucleotides. RefSeq names its product U2 small nuclear ribonucleoprotein B''. The transcript is spliced from 10 exons. Gene Ontology annotation, molecular function: mRNA binding. NCBI's taxonomy places the organism in Eukaryota, Viridiplantae, Streptophyta, Magnoliopsida, Nymphaeales, Nymphaeaceae. The record is from RefSeq and is a predicted model, not a curated record. The coding region runs from base 69 to 1085 and encodes 338 amino acids.